Messenger RNA from Morchella sextelata, 1074 nucleotides. RefSeq lists its product as uncharacterized. The coding region runs from base 1 to 1074 and encodes 357 amino acids. Gene Ontology annotation, molecular function: protein serine/threonine kinase activity; ATP binding. NCBI's taxonomy places the organism in Eukaryota, Fungi, Ascomycota, Pezizomycetes, Pezizales, Morchellaceae. Gene Ontology annotation, cellular component: nucleus. Gene Ontology annotation, biological process: mitotic DNA damage checkpoint signaling; protein phosphorylation. The transcript is spliced from 5 exons. The record is from RefSeq and is a predicted model, not a curated record.
AUGGAGAAAUGGGUCAAAGUAAAAGUCCUCGGCGAAGGUUCAUAUGGAGUAGUAUGGCUGGAGAAGGGAGAGCAAGGGGCGGUUCGGGCUGUGAAACAAAUUUCCAGAGCAAAUACUACCCUCAACCAACGAGAGCGACAUGCCUUGACAGAACUGAAAGGGUACCCCGACUCCUUUGUAGAGCUGUUCGAAUCCGGAUGCUAUGAGGACCAAAAUAACAUCUACUUAGCGAUGGAAUACAUCGAGCAUGGCGACCUAAUGGGCGUCGUUAAGAACCGUCAAGGCAGCAUCUCUGAGAACGAAAUAAAAUCGAUUACAAGGCAGCUACUCACUGCCUUAAAAAUUAUGCACAGUAAAAACUUUUGUCAUCGUGACUUGAAACCCCAGAAUAUCUUGGUGGCCUCGAUAUCACCAAUUAAAGUAAAAGUCGCCGAUUUUGGCGUUACGAAGCAAGCCUCGGAUAGCACCCAGCUACGAACGGUAGUGGGAACAUGGGGUUACAUGGCCCCUGAGGUCCUAGGCUUUUCUGAUGCCGAGACCUCUGGGUACACAAGCUCUGCAGAUAUCUGGUCACUUGGGUCUUUACUGCACUUUAUGUUUACGAAUGAAGUCCCGUUUCCAGACAAUCGAAAACUGAUCAAUUACGCUCGGGGGAAUAACGCACAGUUUCCGACAGAAAAACUGCAAAAGUGGGGCGCGAGCUCGGCUGCAAGAGAUUUUAUUAAAAGCUUGAUGAACCCUUGCCCGGAGAAAAGAUUGACCGCGAAGCAAGCAUUAGAAGCGUCAUGGCUAAAAAUUGAUAUCGAUGAAUCUGACCAGAUCAGUCCACUUUCAGAAAGAUCCUUACCAAACGCUCCCGAGCCUAUGGCCAACAAACCAAAAUUUAAAGAUUCUGGCAAUUGGACGGCUGAGCCCGGCGCUGGCUACCCCAACAAAUUUACAUAUCCAUACGAAUACAAUGCCCAAGAGGAAGGAUUCCAGAGUACGGCCUGGCUGACUGGAGUUCUCAACACAACGAGACGACCUCCGGAUGAUCGUGUGCAGAGGCUUUGUAUUCUGGAUCACAAGAUCUAG